AUGAAAGGUCACCAAACGAGCGGUGAAUGGACGGAGGUCCGGCGAAGGAAAACCAACAAGACAACCCAAAGGAACACUGGAACCACGAACUACUACGUGUCGGGGUUCCCUGAUGGAACUAAAAAGGAGGAACCAAGAGAACCCUUUAGCAGAUUCGGGAAUGUGGUGGAUAUAUACUUUGGUUUAAAGAAAGAUUAUCUCAAAAGGAAUUUUUCUUUUGUCAGAUAUGUCGGAAUUACAAACCCCAAAGAUACAGAAACGAAGCUACAAGGAAUCAAGUGCAGAAACAUAAACUUGGAGGUAAGCAUUUCAAAACACCAACGUAAAGAUAAUCAAUACCACAACCAUGAAACAUGUCGCCAACCCACAAUACGACAAAACAUGCAAUCCAAUGCGUUUCACGGUGCCCCAUCUCAUUUCGAAGGAAUGAGAGGUCAGAAAUCAUAUGCUCAAGUUAUAAACAACAUGAACGGAAAGAAAACAAAGGAAGAUGCCAUGUUGAUCACACUUAACCCCAACACGUCCAUGAAGGGCUGGCUCAAGAAAGGUGUGCUAAUUGGUGAAACACUUAGUCUGGACCACAUGGCUAACCUCCACGCCUCUGGAAUCAUGAAGGAGGAAACAAAGUAUCUUGGAGGUCUAAAACUCGCUAUACGAUUUAGAUGGUCUGUAGACGCAAAUGAGUACUUAAAGGACAAAAAUAGAUGGAACGACUGGUUCAAAUGGCCGGUCAAUGCAGAUCAAUAUGAUUCAGAUUACGAAAGAGUCGCAUGGCUAAAGAUUAUUGGUGUUCCUUUACCACUAUGGGACGAAGACAAUUUCUCAAAAAUUGCUAGCAGAUUUGGUAAGGUCAUCACCCCAUUCGAUGGGAUAUUGGACAGGAGAGACUACUCCAUGGACGACUGGUCUCUGUUUAAACCAGCCCUGUUUGACAAAGUAGAAGAAUCAAAUGAGGAAGAAGAUGACCCAGAAGGAAUUACUGAAACAUGGAUGGAGGACGUGACAGAUGAACUAGAAGAAGGAGAUAUCCGUCUAGACAAAACGGUGGCGAUUGGAGGGCGACCGAAUGACAACCGCACUUCGGCGAAUGACAACCGCACUCCGGCGGUCGUAGUACCACCGUCAAAAACACCGGUAACUGGGGAGAUCGGAUACGAAGAGUCACCAAUUAAUGCACCGAUGGGAGAAAUUCACGAGUCAACACAUGAUGGCGUAUUAACCAGUCAAAAUACAGGUGUGUCGCUUGAUAUCCCCAACGAGGUUACUAAGGCACAACAAGAGCCACCUGUACCUAUUAUGGAUCACACCUCCACAAUUGGGCCACAUAUAAACCAUAUUCCUGGUACAGUGGAGAAUUUAGUCCCACUUGGAUGCUUUGGGCAAUUCCCAAAUAAUACAACCUUAUUCUUAUUCAAAUCUCCUCAAGCCCAAAAUACUGAAUGCCAUUCCAAAGGUACAAACAGCGGAGGACCUAAACUCAAAAAAAGGAAAAGAGAUAAAUCGACUGUUAAAUCCUCUCACCCCAUUCACUCGAACCAAACAUAUAAUUCAAAUUUAUUCAUCCGCGUGCUUCAAUCGGAGAUGUACGAUGUUCCAAAUGUCAAUUUAGAUCUACACAUGAACCUUACGAAUGAUGAAGGCACGAAUAUUCCAGGGAUCUCUAAGGAAACAUCUCAGACGACAUGA
Messenger RNA from Lactuca virosa, 1686 nucleotides. The record is from the annotation of a GenBank genome assembly. NCBI's taxonomy places the organism in Eukaryota, Viridiplantae, Streptophyta, Magnoliopsida, Asterales, Asteraceae.